UAUUUUAACAUUGAGUCGACACAAUGUUCAAUGGAGUUGGUCUCACCACGCCAAGAGGCAGUGGUACCAACGGCUAUGUCCAACGGAGUCUCGCCAACCUUCCACCCAUAAGAAUAUCCAAGCAUGAUGACUCACGCCUCCCAGUCAAUAAGCCGAAGUUUAGGGUUAAUUCGGAAAUCGCACAGCAUGAAAAGCUAAGAUCUCUAGAGGUUAAACUGCUAGAGUUGCGAAUACAAAAUGCAGAUAAGAUGUCUGCUGAAGAACUGGAAGCCUUCAUAUCGAAUGAAAGACAGCGAUUAAUGAAACUUCUCGAAAACGAUAUGAUGGGUGCCCAUGUUAAAGACAACCAAAGCAAUAUGCUUGCUGAAAUGAAGUUGAAACAAAACCAAAAGAUGGAAGAUGCCUUGAAAUUACGGCCGAAAGAGAAAAACGUUAAGACGGCAAGGGAACAGCGUAAUUCAGAUCGCAAUACACGAGAGGGAAGGAUUGUAUCAACACAUGAUUUCAAGGAUAGACAUAUUACAUCUCACUCAAAGAGUCGCAGUCGUGACCGUAGUUACCAUCGAAGUUAUGUAAAUAAAGGAAGACGUAAUAAAUCUAGUUCUGUCGACUCUUAUAUGCGUGGUAGGAACAGUCGCCGCCAUAGACGUUCGUACUCACGUGAUUAUAGCGACAGUAGCGGAAGGUCGUCGAGCGACUCUUCGGAAUAUUCAAGGCGUAGUUAUCGGCGAUCUAGCAGCCGUAGCAGUGACUAUUCCCGUAGUUCGUAUUAUGAAACUCCCGAUGCAUCACGUAGUGAGUCAUUCAGGUCCCUAAGUAGAAGGAGGAGUGUCUCUAAAUCACACAGGGAGCAUGCAUCAAGGCAUUAUUCCCAUAGAGUUGAACGUAGGAACACUUCUCGCUACAGAAGAGAAAGGAGACAUUCAAGUGAAUCCUCGGGUAGUAUGGAACGAUCUUACAGUAAAGGCGCUGUUUAUCGCAGAAGAUCAAGGGUGGAUCACAGGAAGCGCCAAUAUGAUGAUAGGAGUAUAUCUAAAGGCGUGAAACGUAAUAUUACACGCAAAGACCGAAAAAUCAGCCGAUCAUCCUCAAGGGAUUAUGACAGUAGCCACACUUAUAACAAUAGGUCACAUUCAUCUAGACGUAGGUCUAGAAGAAGUUACAGAAGCCAUAGUAAUAGCAGGUAUGCUAGCGGUUCACCAAUACGGGGUAGCGGGAGUAAUGACCAUGAAUUUUCACCCGACAUUUCUAAUAGAAGACAUAUUGCACAGGAAACACUGUCUGAUGCAGAUCAUAUGAGCGAUAGUCAACAUACCCAAUCACUAGAGUUGGGCAACGAAGGUUAUAGCACAGACAGUAGCAUGGAACAUAGUGACAACUAACUCGUUAUAAUCGUUUUAUUUCACAGCCUGUAAACCCGCGAUGACAUUUAAGUUGACU
Molecule: messenger RNA, 1440 nt
Organism: Babesia bovis T2Bo
Lineage: Eukaryota; Apicomplexa; Aconoidasida; Piroplasmida; Babesiidae
Product: cwf21 domain family protein
Exons: 2
Coding region: 24-1382 (452 amino acids)
Source: RefSeq, a predicted model, not a curated record